GCACUCCUAGACAGUCAUAUCGUAAAAGGAGAGUUCUUCUAAGCAGCAAAGAGAAACUAAGGGUGGGCAUACAGCAAAGGCAUAAGGCACCCCCACCCCUCCUAUUCCGCUUUCAGGGUCGCUGAUAAGAUUCCACGAGGAGCAGUAGGACUUUACUCAGGACGCCGCCUGCUCACCGCACUUGUGAAUUUAGUGAAGCUGCAAAUGGAUGUCCCCACGCUGGUUGCUGUGGUAGUUAUUUCAAUAACUGCCUUACUCUUCAUUCUUAAAUCUUGGUACUCACAAGUAAAGAAACGUCCCGUUACACUUCAGGAUCCCAGCACCAAGUAUGCAUUGCCUUUGAUCGAGAAAGAGGAAAUCAGCCAUGACACGAAGAGAUUUCGAUUUGGGCUUCCAUCAUCACAACACAUUCUAGGCCUUCCUACAGGGCAACAUGUCUAUUUAUCUGCUAAAGUGAACAAUAAUCUAGUGAUCCGGGCUUAUACUCCUGUAUCCAGUGACAAAGACACCGGUUUUGUGGAUUUGGUCGUUAAGGUAUACUACAAAAACUCCCAUCCCAGUUACCCUGAAGGUGGUAAAUUGUCUCAGUAUCUGAAUAGCAUGAAGAUUGGUGACACCGUAGACUUCAGAGGGCCAAAUGGAUUGCUUAUAUAUAAAGGAAGAGGAAACUUUGCAGUUCGUCCAGACAAAAAAUCUGAUGCUAAGCGCAUACAUGUGAAACAUAUUGGAAUGUUAGCUGGUGGUACAGGUAUCACGCCAAUGCUACAACUGAUACGUCACAUAACAUCUGAUCCCGAGGAUAAUACAGUUUGCCAUCUUGUCUUUGCUAACCAGACUGAAAAGGAUAUCCUUUUAAGAAGCGAAUUGGAGCACAUAGCCAAGGAGCACCCUGACCAGUUCAAACUGUGGUACACGCUGGACAAGCCACCUCAAGGUUGGAAGUACAGCUCUGGCUUCAUCGACGCUGACAUGAUCCGGAAUCACAUGCCUUCUCCAGAGGAGGACGUCCUCAUCGUCAUGUGCGGCCCCCCACCGAUGAUUCAGUACGCCUGUCUUCCUAAUUUGGACAAGCUGGGCUUUAAGCCUGAUACUCGCUUCUCCUAUUAACCCGAGAGAAAGGCGCUACAUGACGCUGCAUUUGUGAGAUGGGUCCAGCUGCGGACCUCCGCAGCACCGCCGGACAGCCAACUGGAUUGCAGGUUCUUGUCAUUCGGUUCAGUUGACUUGAGUCAGAUAAGCCCCCCAUGGAUCUUAACCAUCGACGUAUAAAAUAAAGCGACAGCCCCCUCAGUGGAGUGGAGCUCUAGAGGUCCGCAGCUAUUGCCGUUCACACAGUUCUAGUUUUGCGAGUUUCAUUUUGUACUGUCAAUUUGAAAAAUGUUUACCGUUAAAAAUAUUAAUGAUGCAAUGCUAAUAAAUAAAAUGUAUGCAAACCUACCCUAAAAAUGAUUGAAGACAAGUGAGAAAAUGUGUUAUUGUCUAUUAAUUCACACAUAAUAAAAUUGUGUACUGUAUAUCUA
This is a messenger RNA of Erpetoichthys calabaricus (reedfish), 1520 nucleotides long. Its product is annotated as NADH-cytochrome b5 reductase 2. The coding region runs from base 205 to 1107 and encodes 300 amino acids. NCBI's taxonomy places the organism in Eukaryota, Metazoa, Chordata, Cladistia, Polypteriformes, Polypteridae. The transcript is spliced from 9 exons. The record is from RefSeq and is a predicted model, not a curated record. Gene Ontology annotation, cellular component: mitochondrion. Gene Ontology annotation, molecular function: oxidoreductase activity; FAD binding.